This is a messenger RNA of Hibiscus syriacus, 1796 nucleotides long. RefSeq lists its product as uncharacterized. Gene Ontology annotation, molecular function: glycosyltransferase activity. The record is from RefSeq and is a predicted model, not a curated record. NCBI's taxonomy places the organism in Eukaryota, Viridiplantae, Streptophyta, Magnoliopsida, Malvales, Malvaceae. The coding region runs from base 246 to 1703 and encodes 485 amino acids. The transcript has 7 exons.
AUCGGGCAUCGAAAGAAGCUCUAAGUUUAGCAGGGGGAGCGGAUGUCAAUUUAAACUACUCAGCGCAGGGCAGUGAACCCCAAAACCAGUAAAUCUAAAUCUUUCUUCAAUCUCACUCAGCCAAAUUCAAAUGUACAUUAUCAGCUGCUCAAAUUUGGCAACAAACAAUGCCCUAAAAUGCCCUAGCUAGCAUCACACCAUCCCUAAUUAUUUAAUCCUAGCCCUAGAUCCAAGAGAAGAAGACGAUGGCGAAGCACGCCGCCUCCGCUGCCGUUGGCUGGGGCGGCCAUCACUUACAGAAACAAUGGCUCUUGGCUCUUCUCGUCAUGCUCUCUGUUUCGACGGUUAUUGCUUUCAUCGUCAGAGCCGCUUUCGAUUCGUGUGAUCGGAAUGUUUCUGGCGGUGAUAUUAUCAGCUCGGCUCGGAAUGCCGUCCAAACCACUGAUAAGCUAGCCCUGCCGAUCGCUGCUGCAAAACCGAGCCCACUCAGUUUCAUGAAGUCGAAGAUUGUUCUACUGGUGUCGCACGAGCUCUCGCUUUCUGGUGGACCAUUGUUGUUGAUGGAGCUGGCAUUUCUAUUAAGAAGUGUUGGUGCUGAAGUUUAUUGGAUUACUUUUAUGAAACCAUCUGAAACAGAUGAAGUAAUAUAUAAUUUAGAACAUAAGAUGUUGCACAGAGGAGUACAGGUCUUCAAUGCAUAUGGAAAAGAAGCUAUAGAUACUUCACUAAGAGCUGAUUUAGUGGUUUUGAACACAGCAGUUGCUGGGAAAUGGCUAGAUUAUGUUCUUAAGGAAGAUGUUCACCGUGUUCUGCCUAAGGUGUUGUGGUGGAUACAUGAAAUGCGAGGUCAUUACUUCAAACUAGACUAUGUAAAGCAUCUUCCAUUCGUAGCUGGUGCCAUGAUUGAUUCACACGUUACAGCAGAGUACUGGAAGAAUAGGACUCAAGAACGUUUGAAGAUUAGAAUGCCUGAAACCUAUGUUGUUCACCUUGGAAAUAGCAAUGAACUGAUGCAAGUUGCAGAAGACAGCGUUGCUAAAAGGGUUUUGCGUGAGCAUGUUCGUGAAUCUCUUGGAGUGCGGAAUGAGGAUUUACUCUUUGCUUUAAUAAAUAGUGUUUCACGAGGAAAAGGGCAGGAUCUCUUUCUACGUUCAUUCUAUGAAGCCUUGCAACUGAUCAAGCAAAAGAAAAUGCAGGUGCCACCAUUGCACGCUGUAAUUGUGGGAAGUGACAUGAGUGCUCAUACGAGACUUGAAACGGAAUUACGAGAUUAUGUAAUGCAGAAGAAGAUUCAAGAUCGUGUUCACUUUGUGAACAAAACUCUGACGGUAGCCCCAUAUUUAGCUGCCAUUGAUGUUCUUGUUCAGAAUUCCCAGGGACGUGGAGAAUGCUUUGGACGGAUAACAAUUGAAGCCAUGGCAUUUCAAUUGCCUGUACUGGGAACGGCUGCCGGAGGCACGACGGAGAUAGUGGUGAACGGCACAACAGGUUUAUUGCACCCGGCUGGGAAAGAAGGGGUGACACCACUGGCAAAGCAUAUAGCGAAAUUAGCUACGCAUGUUGAGAGGAGGCUUACGAUAGGAAAGAGAGGGUACGAGAGGGUGAAAGAAAGAUUCCUUGAACAUCACAUGGCAGAGAGAAUCGGUGGAGUACUUAGACAAGUGUUGAGCAAGUCUGGAAACAAAUCAAGUAAGCAACUUUGAUUCAAAACCAGUUCUUUUCUUUUUCUUAUCUUUCUAUCAACCACUUUUCCCUAUGUACAUUAUAUUACAAAUCAAGUAGCUGUUUAUAUGGCC